AUGACCAAGAUUCUUGAGCCCCCUCCCUUCCCUUCCCUCCUCGGCUGUCGCCAUCAUCUGUGCUGGACCCCGAUUCUCGCCGUGUCUUCUCACCAGACUUUCAGAAUUAAGCGAUUCCUGGCCAAGAAACAAAAGCAAAAUCGUCCCAUUCCCCAGUGGAUUCAGAUGAAAACUGGUAAUAAAAUCAGGUACAACUCCCAAAGGAGACACUGGAGAACAGCCGAGCUGGGUCUGUAA
Messenger RNA from Gorilla gorilla gorilla (western lowland gorilla), 237 nucleotides. Its product is annotated as large ribosomal subunit protein eL39-like. Gene Ontology annotation, cellular component: ribosome; cytosolic large ribosomal subunit. The record is from RefSeq and is a predicted model, not a curated record. Gene Ontology annotation, biological process: translation. The transcript is spliced from 2 exons. Lineage: Eukaryota; Metazoa; Chordata; Mammalia; Primates; Hominidae. Gene Ontology annotation, molecular function: structural constituent of ribosome. Bases 1 to 237 code for a protein of 78 amino acids.